This is a messenger RNA of Drosophila kikkawai, 2017 nucleotides long. RefSeq names its product conserved oligomeric Golgi complex subunit 6 (gene Cog6). Gene Ontology annotation, biological process: intra-Golgi vesicle-mediated transport. Gene Ontology annotation, cellular component: COG complex. NCBI's taxonomy places the organism in Eukaryota, Metazoa, Arthropoda, Insecta, Diptera, Drosophilidae. The record is from RefSeq and is a predicted model, not a curated record.
UGCUUAGGCUGGUCACACUUGGAAAGAUGAAGACAGAAAAGCAGGAGGACCAGGACCGGAUCCAGAAGAGGGUCAACAAGAUCCUGGAGGCGCGCCUGGAGUCGGACAAGGACACCUUGGAUGCACUCAGCGGCCUGUCUACGUUCUUCACGGAGAACACCCUCCAGAAUCGCCGGAAUCUGCGCAGCCAGAUUGAACACCGCUCCGUGGGCAUCAAUGAGAACUUCCUGAAGGCCUUCCGCGAGGUCAAGCUGUCGCUGGACGCGGUAUGCGCGGAUCUGGACACAAUGGCCACGUCAGUGGAGACCAUGAAGUCGGAUCUGGAGACGUCAAAGGCCCUGACCAAGGAUCUUAUCGAGCAGACCAACACCAUGCAGCGGGAGCGGGACCGUUUGGAGGUGCAUCAGCAGAUUGCGCAGGCCUUUUUGGCCAGAUUCCAGCUGAGCGGGCAGGAGCAUCAAUUGCUAUAUGGCGCCGCCAAGGAUGCACCCAUUGUCCACGACUUCUUCCGUGUGCUGGACAGGGUCCAGAGUAUCCAUGCUGACUGCCGGCUGUUGAUGCAGUGUGGCUAUCAAACGGCCGCCUUGGACAUCAUGGAGGAGAUGACGUUGCACCAGGAGGGAGCCCUAGAGCGGCUUUAUCGCUGGACCCAGAAUCACUGUCGCAGCUUGGAGAACAAUGAGAUUGGUCCACUGAUUGUGGAGGCCAUGAGUCGGCUUCAGGAUCGUCCAGUGCUCUUCAAAUACGUCAUUGAUGAGUAUGCCAUUGCCCGGCGUGCUGUCCUGGUGCGCCAGUUCAUCGAGGCCUUGACGGAGGGCGGCCCUGGCGGCAAUCCCAAGCCCAUUGAGCUACAUGCCCAUGAUCCUAAGAGGUAUAUUGGCGAUAUGUUUGCCUGGCUGCAUCAGAGUAUACCCAGCGAGAAGGAGAACCUGUCGCUGCUGUUUAAGAAGUGCGACAAGCAAGACAUUUCCGACCAGCUGCAGAGCGCCUUGGGUUACAUAGCCGAUGGCGUUUGCCAUCCUUUGAAAGUCCGCGUGGAGACGAUUUUGCAGGCGGAAAAGGACACCAUUGUGCUGUUUACCAUCUCUAAUUUGUUGCGUUUUUACCAGCAAAUAAUGCGUCAGGUGGUGCAGGGCGGCAGCCUGGAGGAUUGCCUGGUGGAGCUGCAAAAGAGCAGCGAACAGAUUUACCUGGGUGCCCUGGCCUCCCAAGUGCGCAGUGUUUUGCAGCGUCCUUCGGGAGGUUCAGGUUUGGCUUUGGAGCCACCACAAAGGGAUCUGAUUCCACCGCCCAGCGUUGCCCGUCUCCUAAAUAUGCUAAAGGAGAUCCUAUCGGUGGCCACCAUGGUCGAUGGCCGCCAAGCGGACAUCACCAAGAUUGUGAGCUGUGUGAUUGAUCCUUUGCUGCAAUCGGUGCAGGAAAGUGCCGCCCAUCUGCCCACCGUGGACAUGGGCGUUUAUCUGCUCAACUGUCUGCAUCACAUGCAGAGCUCUUUGGCUGUUUACGAGUACAUGGACGAGCGUGUGGAGCGAUUGCAGGCCCAGUCGGAUGCCCAAUUGGAUACUCUCACCUCGGAGCAGGCCUCGUCGCUGGUGGCCAAUCUCAAUCUGGGCCCCAUCUACGCCAUCCUGCAGAGCAAUCAGUCCAAGAUUGAGACCAAUUUGCUCAAGAUUUUCAUGUCCAAGAUGGAUGCCUUUUUGGAGCUGCCCGAUGUCUUGCUGUUGCCCCAGGUGCAGCUCAUCAUGUCCAGCAGUCAUCGGGCCACGGUGCAAAAGCGCUCCUUUAACGUCAUUGUGGCUAUUUACAAGCAGAUUUAUGAGAGGGUUCACGAUCCAGCCAAUGGGUUUGAGCAGCCGGAGCAGUUGCUGCACAGGACACCUGAGCAGGUGGCCCACAUUCUCACUUCGAGUUAGGGGGCAGGGGUCUGUGGUUAUUAUUCCAAUUCGUAUUGUUUAUUAUUGUGAGAAUGUAGCCUACCUUAAGUAUCUUUUAUUAAAUUAAUUGCCUUUUCCUGAAA